Eimeria tenella is the source of this 1203-nucleotide messenger RNA. RefSeq lists its product as uncharacterized. NCBI's taxonomy places the organism in Eukaryota, Apicomplexa, Conoidasida, Eucoccidiorida, Eimeriidae. The record is from RefSeq and is a predicted model, not a curated record. The transcript is spliced from 3 exons. Bases 1 to 1203 code for a protein of 400 amino acids.
AUGGAGAGCAGCAGGGGCAGCAGCUCGCUGUACGUGACCCCCAGAGGGGUCUCGACGGACGAUAUGGAGGCAACCAAUAUCAGUUUGCGGCACUUUUACAGCGGCCAGAACGUUCAAAAGGAGGCUCCAGAGCAGAAGCAGCAAGGUGCUUCACAGGAGCAGCACUGGGUAGACCAGCAGCAGUGGGAGCUAGAGCAGCAGCAGCAGUACCAACAAUACCAGCAACAGCAGCAGCAGUACGGAUACCCACAGUGGCAGCAAGGCGGGGGAGACUCAGCCUUCAUGAAUGCGGACGCGCUAAACCAGGCUGCAAUGCAGCAACUGCAGCAGAACACGGUAGAAACAGAAGACCUGAGUAAGAUGGUGGGUGAGGGCGAGUGGCAGCGUCCCCCCGCAACUUCACCUUCCUGGGACUACACACGAGCUCUCUCCUCGUACACUGGAUUCACUUCGAAGAGAUUUGACAGGGAGUGCUCUAAGCUUGGCAUGCAGACCCAGACAUCAGGCAUACAAAUGCGCAACUCAGGCAUUUACGUGCCAGGAGUCACUCAGUGGAACGCAGUCACAAAUACUCCUGUGGAACCUUUGGGAGGAGAAGCGCGGACCCUCGAGAGUCGAAAGUUUACCUUUGAUGCGACUUCUGGCAACUAUGUGAAUGCUCACGACCCUUCUGAACGUAUACCCGCUGACCGCAUGCACGAGCUGCAAAAAGCUCUAUCGAACGCAGCAGUGGAGGAGACAGUGGUGGAUAUAAUGCGUAGAAGGUCCACUCUGCGCAAGAUGUCGAUGGCAUCGCGGCUGUUCCUAGAGCUCGAGAAAAAGAAGCUGUCCGCUAUUACUGUCAGUCUUUUCCUUUCUCCUCUCACAGGCAAAGACAAGCUUUCUGUCUGCUCUCGUUUGUGGCAGAAGCCUUCUAGAAAGCAGUCUCAGAUGAGCCCAUGGUACUCAAGGUCUUCUUCCUCCGGUGGUUAUGGCUUAUCUGCCAGACAGAUAUAUCAAAACGUACGACAGGACGAAUUGUAUGAGUCAGCGAAUCUCUAUGAGGCAGCACAAGAGCUGCGGAAUGUGAAUGCAGGUACUUUAUCAAGAACUUCCGCUUUUCACCAGUUCACAAUGCCCCGCAUCGACUGUGCCAGGGGUUCUAUGGGUGCUGAUGUCAGACCGACACGCGCAAGCACCUACAUCCUGGUUGUUCGCGGCUAG